Messenger RNA from Echinostoma caproni, 927 nucleotides. The record is from the annotation of a GenBank genome assembly. Lineage: Eukaryota; Metazoa; Platyhelminthes; Trematoda; Plagiorchiida; Echinostomatidae.
CUGUCUUCAAGUGGGGUCAUUAAUUCGACCUCUGUCGGACCGAUAACUCCACCCAGUGUGGAAUCUGCAAAUGGAAACCAGUCCCAUGAUGAGCAUGUCUCAAACUCAGAAUCUGAGUCCCAAGCAAACCAAUCUGAACCAACGUGUGCCAUUCGAGAGCUGUACAAUCUGAUUCAUAACUUGAAGUUGCAAUUGGAUAAUGUCAAGUUCACGGAGCAUUCAUUUGUUGAAAUGGUCAAUCGAAGCCUGUCCACCGCGGGUAUCAACGCAUCGUUCCAGCUCUCGCCGCAGAAAACACGAGCCUCGUUGAUGUUAAAGUCCAUGUCAGCACUGCCAAAUGAUUCGAUAUUAUCCGGACGAGGAUUACCUCAUCCACAUUCAGGGUCAUCCGAAGUUUCCAAAGCGAAUGCGACUUACGGUGGAGCAGAUACAUUGCUCGACAACUUAAAUACAAGUUUGCAACCGACAGUGGACCGAUCCGUGCUGUCUGUUAGUGGAUUGAAUUUAACCGUGGCCGAACUUCGUAUGUGUCCCGUCUCGCCGAACGUGAAUACACUGUCACCAAAAACGCAAUCGGCUCUGACUUCCCCACGCGGCCCAUCGCUACAACCCAGUCGCCUUCCUAAGGCUCGUGGGAAGCAGUCUAACUUGGUGGGUUCAGCGAGCAUUUGCGAAGGCACUAUCCAACAACGCACAGCUCAUAUCCAGCCGCUUAGCGUGAGCUUUACAACGGGCGAGGACGCUGAGCGUGAUUGGUCUCGAUGCGAUAUGGUCCCACAGCAUUCAGCUAUUGGUGAUUUGACCAUGGUCGAAUGGCAAAACAGAGAACUAUUCGAACGUCUCUCGCAGGCGGUAUGUUUUCUCCCGUUGGCUUUCGUGCAAUUUGGUCCUUCAUCUUCCGUUAAGAUGAACGAAAUGCGCACUUAG